Molecule: messenger RNA, 1317 nt
Organism: Trichosurus vulpecula (common brushtail)
Lineage: Eukaryota; Metazoa; Chordata; Mammalia; Diprotodontia; Phalangeridae
Product: keratin, type I cytoskeletal 17
Exons: 8
Coding region: 1-1317 (438 amino acids)
Cellular component (GO): keratin filament
Molecular function (GO): structural molecule activity
Source: RefSeq, a predicted model, not a curated record
AUGGCCACCACUACCAUUCGCCAGUACACCACCUCCAGCUCCAUCAAGGGCUCCUCUGGCCUUGGUGGGAGCUCCUCCAGAGCCUCCUGCCGGGCCCCAGGCAGCAGCUUUGGUUCUGUCUCCUCUUCUAGGCUGGUCUCAGGAGGAAGCCUAGGGGGAGGUUAUGGAGGCAGCAGUUAUUCUGGCAAUUACAGCUUCAGUAGUGGGUUGGGGGGCAGCUAUGGGAGCAGCUUCGGUGGUGUGGAUGGCCUCCUGGCUGGUGGGGAGAAGGCCACCAUGCAGAACCUCAACGACCGCCUGGCUUCCUACCUGGACAAGGUGCGUGCCCUGGAAGAGGCCAACACUGAUCUGGAGCUGAAGAUUCGGGACUGGUACCAGAAGCAGGCACCUGGGCCUGCCAAGGACUACAGUGGCUACCAUCAGACCAUUGAGGACCUGAAGAACAAGAUCCUCACGGCCACUGUGGACAAUGCCAACAUCCUUCUGCAGAUUGACAAUGCCCGCCUGGCUGCUGAUGACUUCCGAACCAAGUAUGAGACAGAGCUGGCGUUGCGCACCAGCGUGGAGGCUGAUAUCAAUGGCCUACGCAGAGUGCUGGACGAGUUGACCCUGGCCAGGGCUGACCUGGAGAUGCAGAUUGAGAACCUGAAGGAGGAGCUGGCUUACCUUAGGAAGAACCAUGAGGAGGAGAUGAAUGCCCUUAGAGGCCAGGUGGGUGGAGAGAUCAAUGUGGAGAUGGACGCAGCACCUGGUGUGGACUUGAGCCGAACCCUGGCUGAGAUGCGUGACCAGUAUGAGAAGAUGGCGGAGAAGAACCGCAAAGAUGCUGAGGACUGGUUCUUCAGCAAGACUGAAGAGCUGAACCGAGAAGUAGCCACCAACAGUGAGCUCCUGCAGAGUGGUAAGAGCGAGAUCUCUGAGCUGCGCCGCAGCGUUCAAGCCCUGGAGAUUGAGCUGCAGUCCCAGCUCAGCAUGAAAGCCUCCCUGGAGGGCAGCCUGGCUGAGACAGAGAGUCGCUACUGCGUCCAGCUGUCCCAGAUCCAGGGGCUCAUCAGCAGCGUUGAGGAGCAGCUGGCUCAGCUCCGCUGUGAGAUGGAGCAGCAGAACCAAGAGUACAAGAUCCUCCUGGAUGUGAAGACCCGCCUGGAGCAGGAGAUUGCCACCUACCGCCGCCUGCUGGAGGGAGAGGAUGCCCACCUGUCUCAGUACAAACCCAAAGAACCUGUGACCACUCGCCAGGUGCGCACCAUUGUGGAGGAGGUGCAGGAUGGCAAGGUCAUUUCUUCCCGGGAGCAGGUCCACCAAUCUACCCGCUAA